Molecule: messenger RNA, 2071 nt
Organism: Musa acuminata AAA Group (dessert banana)
Lineage: Eukaryota; Viridiplantae; Streptophyta; Magnoliopsida; Zingiberales; Musaceae
Product: photosystem I P700 chlorophyll a apoprotein A1-like
Exons: 1
Coding region: 141-1886 (581 amino acids)
Biological process (GO): photosynthesis
Cellular component (GO): membrane; thylakoid
Molecular function (GO): metal ion binding
Source: RefSeq, a predicted model, not a curated record
UAUUGAAUGGUGAUGUGGGUGGAGGUUUCCGAGGAAUACAAAUAACCUCCGGGUUUUUUCAGAUUUGGCGAGCAUCUGGAAUAACUAGUGAAUUACAACUCUAUUGUACCGCCAUUGGCGCAUUGGUCUUUGCAUCGUUAAUGCUUUUUGCUGGUUGGUUCCAUUAUCACAAAGCCGCCCCCAAAUUGGCUUGGUUCCAAGAUGUAGAAUCUAUGUUAAAUCACCACUUAGCGGGGUUACUAGGACUUGGGUCUCUUUCUUGGGCGGGACACCAAAUCCAUGUAUCUUUACCGAUUAACCAAUUUCUCGACGCUGGAGUUGAUCCUAAAGAGAUACCGCUUCCUCAUGAAUUUAUCUUGAAUCGGGACCUUUUGGCUCAACUUUAUCCCAGUUUUGCCGAGGGAGCAACCCCCUUUUUCACCUUGAAUUGGUCAAAAUACGCGGAAUUUCUUACUUUUCGCGGAGGAUUGGACCCAAUAACAGGUGGUCUAUGGCUGACCGAUAUUGCACACCAUCAUUUAGCUAUUGCAAUUCUUUUCCUGAUCGCUGGUCAUAUGUAUAGAACCAACUGGGGCAUUGGUCAUAGCAUUAAAGACAUUUUAGAGGCUCAUAAAGGUCCAUUUACAGGCCAGGGCCAUAAAGGACUCUAUGAAAUCCUAACAACGUCGUGGCAUGCUCAAUUAUCUCUUAACCUGGCUAUGUUAGGCUCUUUAACCAUUAUUGUAGCUCACCAUAUGUAUUCCAUGCCUCCCUAUCCAUACCUAGCUAUUGACUAUGGUACACAACUUUCGUUGUUCACACAUCACAUGUGGAUCGGUGGGUUUCUCAUAGUUGGUGCUGCUGCACAUGCAGCAAUUUUUAUGGUAAGAGAUUACGAUCCAACUACUCGAUACAACGAUCUAUUAGAUCGUGUCCUUAGACACCGCGAUGCAAUCAUAUCACAUCUUAACUGGGCAUGUAUAUUUCUGGGUUUUCACAGUUUUGGCUUGUAUAUUCAUAAUGAUACCAUGAGCGCUUUAGGGCGUCCACAAGAUAUGUUUUCAGAUACCGCUAUACAAUUACAACCCAUCUUUGCUCAAUGGGUACAAAACACCCAUGCUUUAGCACCCGGCAUAACAGCUCCUGGUGCAACAGCAAGUACCAGCUUAACUUGGGGAGGUGGUGAGUUGGUAGCAGUAGGCGGCAAAGUAGCUUUGUUACCUAUUCCAUUAGGAACCGCAGACUUCUUAGUCCAUCAUAUUCAUGCAUUUACGAUCCACGUGACUGUAUUGAUACUACUGAAAGGUGUUCUAUUUGCUCGCAGUUCCCGUUUGAUACCUGAUAAAGCAAAUCUUGGUUUUCGUUUUCCUUGUGAUGGACCUGGAAGAGGGGGGACAUGUCAAGUAUCUGCCUGGGAUCAUGUCUUCUUAGGUCUAUUCUGGAUGUACAAUGCGAUUUCCGUAGUUAUUUUCCAUUUCAGUUGGAAAAUGCAGUCGGAUGUUUGGGGUACUAUAAGUGAUCAAGGGGUAGUAACUCAUAUUACAGGAGGAAACUUUGCGCAGAGUUCCAUUACUAUUAAUGGGUGGCUUCGAGAUUUCUUAUGGGCACAGGCAUCUCAGGUAAUUCAGUCUUAUGGUUCUUCAUUAUCUGCAUAUGGUCUCUUUUUCUUAGGUGCUCAUUUUGUCUGGGCUUUCAGUUUAAUGUUUCUAUUCAGUGGCCGUGGUUAUUGGCAAGAACUCAUUGAAUCCAUCGUUUGGGCUCAUAACAAAUUAAAAGUUGCUCCUGCUACUCAGCCUAGAGCCUUGAGCAUUGUACAAGGACGUGCUGUAGGAGUAACCCAUUACCUUCUGGGUGGAAUUGCCACAACAUGGGCAUUCUUCUUAGCAAGAAUUAUUGCAGUAGGAUAAUGGCUAGGAGGAUUUGAAAGGCAUUAUGGCAUUAAGAUUUCCGAGGUUUAGCCAAGGCUUAGCUCAGGACCCCACUACUCGUCGUAUUUGGUUUGGUAUUGCUACCGCACAUGACUUCGAGAGUCAUGAUGAUAUUACUGAGGAACGUCUUUAUCAGAACAUUUUUGCUUCUCACUUUGGGCAAU